Cyclocybe aegerita is the source of this 1077-nucleotide messenger RNA. Lineage: Eukaryota; Fungi; Basidiomycota; Agaricomycetes; Agaricales; Hemipholiotaceae. The record is from the annotation of a GenBank genome assembly.
AUGAUCUUGAAUAGAGUGCCCUCUAUCGCGACAACGCAGUCCCCACCAGUCUCGUACCCAAAACUACAAAAAAUCAUGCGCCCUAUUCUACUACAAGGACACGAACGAUCUCUGACACAGAUCAAGUUCAACGCCGAUGGAGACUUGCUAUUCUCCUGCUCGAAGGACAACGUCAUAAACGUCUGGUUUUCACACAAUGGGGAACGGCUAGGGACGUACGAGGGGCACAAUGGGGCGGUGUGGACGGUGGAUGUAGAUCCUGAAUCAAAAUUCUUAGUGUCGGGCUCUGCAGACAAUCAGCUGAGAUUAUGGCAAGUCGCGACGGGCAAAUGCCUGUACACAUGGGAGUUCCCGACGGCGGUGAAAAGAGUUGCGUUCAACGAGGAAGGGACGCAGGUCGUGUGCAUCACGGAGCAGCGGAUGGGGCACCAAUGCGCGAUCCGGGUGUUUGAUAUCAAUGCAGAGGAUGGCGCCAAACAAUCGAAGGAGCCCCGUUACAUGUUCAACCCUAUCGGAUCGAAGGCCACCGUCUGUGCAUUCACUCUACAGCCUAAUAUUAUCAUCACAGGUCAUGAGUCAGGCAAAGUCGCACUAUUCAAUGUUAAGUCAGGCGAGGAGGUCGAAAACAACGAGCGGGCGCACAGUGAGGUGGUGACGGACCUGCAGCUGAGCAAGGAUAGAACGUAUUGCAUAACCAGUAGCAAGGACAAGGCUGCACGGAUACACGACACAAAAAACCUCAUGGUCAUCAAGACCUUUAAUACAGAGACGCCGCUGAACAGCGCUGCACUCGCACCGAACCGCCCAUAUGUCCUGCUUGGUGGUGGUCAAGAAGCGAUGAGCGUCACUACCACGUCACUUCGCCAAGGCAAGUUCGAAACGCGCUUCUGGCACAAGGUAUUUGAAGAGGAGGUUGGGCGAGUCAAGGGCCACUUCGGCCCUAUAAAUACGAUUGCAGUCCACCCAGCAGGCACAUGUUAUGCUUCCGGAGGAGAGGAUGGUUUCGUACGCGUGCACCACUUCGAUGACACGUACUUCAAGGCGAAGCCCUACGGAGACCUUGAAAUUUUUGAUUGA